AUAAUCUUGCAAGUCCAUGUCCAGGACGACUUGAAACCCUGGAGUUCGAAUGUCAUUGUCCCCCAAAUGGAUGUAGACGCUGUCAAGCAGGUGUCGUUGGACUGGCACCUUCUUCUGAAUGAAAAAACGAGUGCUUUUGUUAUGCAUGGUGAGCAAGGACCGGAAAACAUCACGAGGAUAGAUGCCAAAAAGGAUCUGGGUAUCUGGGUCUCCUCAAACUUGUCCUUCUCAAUGUAUCAUGAGAAACAAGCCCGAAAGGCAUCCGCCUUUUUACGGAUGAUCCGACGCACUUUCUACCGUAUCACUCGCAUGGACUUCCAAAUACUCUAUGGGGCCUACGUCAGGCCGCUCUUGGAGUACGCCAACCAAGUUGUCUGCUCAGGACGCACGAAAGACGUCACCCUCAUUGAGCACGUCCAGCGAGCCGCCACGAGAAUGGUUGCCGGCCUCAAAUCCGUGGACUGCGAAACGCGUCUCGCAAUGCUUGAUCUCUUUCCCCUGGAGUACCUUCGCCUCCGAGGGGACCUAAUUCUUACUUAUGCCCUGUUUGACCAAAGCUUGGCUAACAGGUUUUUCACCAUUGAUCCAGGAAACAUGGCGGGGACAUACUCUCCGCAUCUUGUGAAUGUCGAGGAACGAAUACGUAUUGGUGGAAGACCUGUAUCAAAGGAGCAGUUUGCCCAACUAUUCUGGGACGUGCAUGAAUCAGUGAAGCAAGUUGCGUCGACUGAAGAACUGAAACCACCAUCCUAUCUGCAGUACAUCAUCCUCAUGGCUUGCAAGGCCUUUGUAGAGGAAAAAGUCGACGCUGCAGUCGUGGAAGUCGGACUUGGCGGUCGUUACGAUCACACCAACUUUUUUUCAAAUCCCUGUGUCACUGUCGUAACGAGCCUUAGCCUCGAACACACUGAAGUUCUUGGGAAUACGAUUGAAGAGAUCGCGGGGAAGAAGGCUGGGAUCUUCAAGCAUGGGUGCCCAGCCAUCGUGUCUGAUGAUCAGACGGAUGGGGCCAUAAAUGUGUUUCUAUCCGAGGCGUCCAAAAUCGGUUGUCCACUCUACAUCUGCCCUCGUUUUGAAGAGCUCUGCGCAGAUAACCCGCAGGUAAAAGCGAAGGUUUUAGGUACCCUUCAUGCCACUUAUCCUUCGGAUAACUCACACUCCGUUCGUACCCGCAACAUGAUACUUGGUUUGGCUGCCGUUCAUAUUUGGCUACAGCGACGCCGAGGAGUUCAGUUCUCUUCCGGUUUACAACCUCCACUUCGAUUCAAACUGGAUACGCAUCAAGUCGAAAGUGCUUUGUGUGCACGUUGGCCCGGGCGCUGGCAGACAGUCGUUCGAAAAAAUGCAACUUACUUUUUGGAUGGAGCUCACACGAACGAAAGUGUUCAGGUAUUCGGAUGUUUGAACUUUUUGGUGCAGUGUCUUGACCACGCUCAACUUGAGUUUGUGUAUGAAUUUUGUUGUUCCACACCACUGGCGCGUGUACUCAUCUUCACCGUCUUGGGUCCGCGCGAUCCAGAACCGAUGUUGAAAGCUCUGAAGUCCACCGUUAAACCUGGUUUUGAUUUGGCGCUUUUUGCUAACCCACAUGAUGGGGAGUUUGUCAUUUUGCCAAGUAAACAGUCGAUGGAUGCGCGAUGCUUGACCGUGUGGAAUGAACUUUGCGCACGCGAACCUGCCGACAACCUCUCGGUUCCAGCUUAUCGUAUCCCGAAUGUUUCGCAGUUCGUCGACUGGCUCUCUCGGGUUCCCAUCAAUGUCCCCGGUUUCCUGAAUUCCUACCCACAACCGCCAGAUUUCCCUGAGAAUACUGAUCGCAUUUCCAUCAACCAUACAGUCGGGUGCCUCGAAAGCACUAUGCGGUGUCAUAUUUUGGUCACUGGGAGCUUGUACCUAGUUGGGGCAGCUUUAAAAGCACUGGAUGAACCAGUAUGAUGGAAUCACCCUUCUUCGCAAGCAGCAACGUGUACUUCUGAAUCGAACUGUAUACUCUCCACUAAUUUUUGCAUUGAUUUUCCGCUAUCCUCGCCGUAUUUUGGUACUCUCAUUCUGACGUGUAAGAGAUGUAUAUACACAGC
Messenger RNA from Opisthorchis viverrini, 2078 nucleotides. RefSeq lists its product as hypothetical. Gene Ontology annotation, molecular function: ATP binding; tetrahydrofolylpolyglutamate synthase activity. NCBI's taxonomy places the organism in Eukaryota, Metazoa, Platyhelminthes, Trematoda, Opisthorchiida, Opisthorchiidae. Gene Ontology annotation, biological process: tetrahydrofolylpolyglutamate biosynthetic process. Bases 67 to 1935 code for a protein of 622 amino acids. The record is from RefSeq and is a predicted model, not a curated record. The transcript has 14 exons. Gene Ontology annotation, cellular component: cytosol; cytoplasm; mitochondrion.